UUAAGUAUAUUCGGUGGAAUUGUUAUAUUGAAUAUUAUUGUUAUUGGAUUAUUGAUUAAACGAAAGAAAAAAAUCAAGAAUGGGGUUCUUUGUCGCUAAUUUAGCAUAUGCGGAUUUGUGUGUCGGACUUUUUCAUGUUUUGCCGGAAACGAUUCAUGUUUGGUUCGAGGUUGAUUGGAAUGAGUUCACCUGUCAUAUAUUUUAUGGAUACCUCGCAACGUUUUCAUUUUAUGUGUCAACAUAUGCUAUAGUUGUACUCUCUAUAGACCGAAUGAACGUUGUAGUGAAACCAUUAUCACCCAUCACUAGAUUAAAGAUAUAUAAAUAUGGAUUAGCACUAUCUACUUGGAUACUUGGAUCGCUGCUUGCAAUUCAAUAUUCUGUGCAUGCGAAAUACUACCCGCCACAAAACUUUGGCGAGGAUGUAUGCCGUCACGAAGUUCCCUACGACCCAGAAAUUCGAUAUUUUGAUGUGUGUGUCCUCAUUAUAAUACCAGGAAUAUUCAUUGUAACUUGUUAUAUAAUGAUUUAUAUGGCGAUCCACAGAAGACAUACGUUCAAAUUUAUGACAACAAACUCAAAUAGCGACGGUAUGCAUGAACGUGUCAAUUUCAACGCCAAGAUGAGGACUGUAAAACAAUUGUUUGUGAUUUCAGUAGGUAUGACUUAA
Messenger RNA from Mytilus trossulus (common blue mussel), 670 nucleotides. RefSeq names its product lutropin-choriogonadotropic hormone receptor-like. Gene Ontology annotation, biological process: neuropeptide signaling pathway. Gene Ontology annotation, cellular component: plasma membrane. The record is from RefSeq and is a predicted model, not a curated record. The transcript is spliced from 4 exons. Gene Ontology annotation, molecular function: G protein-coupled peptide receptor activity. NCBI's taxonomy places the organism in Eukaryota, Metazoa, Mollusca, Bivalvia, Mytilida, Mytilidae. The coding region runs from base 80 to 670 and encodes 196 amino acids.